AUGGGCUCUUCUGUCAAGAUUUUGCCUUUGUCCGUCCUUACAGUAGCUUGUAUUUCACUAUCCAAGAUUGUGCAAUCCCAAACAAACAUCAGUGGUUUCAGAAAUAAGAGUGAAGUUACAGUUGGUCACAUGCAAGUAAAGUUGAAGGUGGGCCCAAUCCGAUCACUUACUAAGUUCUAUGUGGUAGACAUGGAUGUGGCUUACCAUGCUUUACUCGGAAGGCCAUGGCUCAACAAGCACAAACUUGUAGUCUUUACUUACCAUCAAUGCGUGAAAGGAAGGAUUGGGCUGAGGCCACUUCGCAUACCUGGAAAUCAAGCACCGUUCCACAAAAAUGAAACUCACUACUCCGAGGCAGAAUUUUACACUAAGUGCACAGGUACUGGAAGCAGCCCAUCCAAGGAUUUUGGGACCUAUCUGCCUUCAUGGACUGAAAUUCGUGAUCUAAGCAAUGAAGAACUCAUAACCAUUGUUGAUCGAGAAAGAAAAAGACACUCAGAGGUCAACAACCAUGCUUAUGAUCAUCCCCAAUGCUCGAAACCGAGAAGGAAUUUUCAUCCUGAAAUUGAAAAGCAAAUCAAGGUGGAGAUUGAAAAGUUGCUAGCUGCUGGAUUCAUCAGGCCAAUCAAGCACCCAACAUGGCUAGCAAAUAUUGUUCUUGUGAAAAAGAAGACUGGUGUGAUUAGAAUAUGCAUGGACUACCGAGAUCUCAACCGAGCUUGCCCAAAAGAUGAAUUCCCGCUGCCCAACAUGGAUAUCUUGAUCGAUUCAACCUCGGGUCAAGGCUUGCUGUCAUUCAUGGAUGGGUUUAGUAGCUACAAUUAG
This is a messenger RNA of Prunus mume (Japanese apricot), 825 nucleotides long. Lineage: Eukaryota; Viridiplantae; Streptophyta; Magnoliopsida; Rosales; Rosaceae. The record is from RefSeq and is a predicted model, not a curated record.